CCCAGUGGAGGCUGCAGCAUCCACCUGACGUGGGGAUCAAUCAGUACCUUACCUUACUCGCAAUGGUCAGAGCUUCCAGGUUCCCAGGCGGAGCGGAACUUCAGGCGCCGACCUCCUCGUAGUUGUAACUCCAAUCAUCAACUCAGCGCCAUCAACACCAACAAGAGGGACGCGUAAACACAAGUCCACAUUCAUCAAGAUGGCCUCGCAAGCAGAUUACAAGGACCGUCAAUUCCUCGCGGUCAUCGGCGACGAAGACUCCGUAACAGGCCUGCUUCUCGCGGGUAUCGGCCAUGUGACUACAGGCGCCGAUGCUCAGAAGAACUUCCUCGUUGUUGAUGGCAAGACCGACACAGCUGCUAUUGAGGCCGCGUUUGAUCGAUUCACUGAGGAUCGCAAAGAUAUUGGCAUCGUACUCAUCAAUCAACAUAUCGCCGACCGAAUCCGACAUCGCAUUGACACCUAUACCGCGGCUUUCCCUGCUGUGUUGGAGAUCCCAAGCAAAGACCACCCCUACGACCCUGAGAAGGAUAGUGUAUUGAGACGAGUGCGACGCCUUUUUGGAGAGUAGGGGACGUCGUUUCACUGGGCGCAAGGAUUUGUUUCGGGAUAAUGGAGCGAGCAUGGUAUAGAGGCAGCAGUGAGCAUGGCCGUACAUGAUUUGAGGCCAGCAUUGCGUUUUUUCUUCUUCUUCGACUUCAUGUUGUGCAGGGCAGUUCCUAUUACACAGAUGCAGGGUAGAGUACGAUGCAAUGGACUCAUUAUCAGAUAUGCUAAAUAGAUUUAAAGCCGCUGCAGGUUGCUCGAGAAGAGCUAGAAGAUUCGCCAAACCAAACGUUAACCGAGAACCCCAUGAGAACGUG
Messenger RNA from Fusarium odoratissimum NRRL 54006, 863 nucleotides. RefSeq names its product V-type proton ATPase subunit F. The transcript has 4 exons. Gene Ontology annotation, molecular function: proton-transporting ATPase activity, rotational mechanism. The record is from RefSeq and is a predicted model, not a curated record. NCBI's taxonomy places the organism in Eukaryota, Fungi, Ascomycota, Sordariomycetes, Hypocreales, Nectriaceae. Gene Ontology annotation, cellular component: fungal-type vacuole membrane; proton-transporting V-type ATPase, V1 domain. Gene Ontology annotation, biological process: proton transmembrane transport. Bases 200 to 571 code for a protein of 123 amino acids.